CCGAGCAGCAACUGCGCGCAUGUCUGACUUCAACGCAUCGAUGUUGCAAGGCAAGCGGAACAUAAACUUCGCGCACACUUUGGAAGAAACCAUUUAGCCAACGCUGUUUUUCCCCUCCUUCCGUUCGGUGAGGAGGAGAGCCGGCCCGCCGCUGUAGGCAUGCUCAGCUGAAGGGUCUUGCAGUUGCAGCCGCUCGCAGCCACUGACGCCGGGCGCAGGCGAACUGCGACGGCCGCGCAAAACGAGCACCAGUGAUGGCCUCUGCUGAGCAGCUGUGUCCCCGCCUGCUGCACCAGCACUACCCAUAGGCCACACACAUACACGCAUACACACGCCUUUAGCCUCCCUUUCCAACACUGUCCAUACACACACACUCAACCAUGUACAGCGUGGAGGACCUGCUGAUCUCUCACGGAUACAAACUGCCCAGGAGUGUCCCUGCCUCUUCCGCUUCCACAGCGCCUUAUGACAAUCGGAACAACGAAUGUCGCCGUGAGAACGUAGAGAACCGGCCUGCUGGUGGUGCUGGCGGCGCUCUGAACGGAUUCGGGACGGCCGAGGGGGGAGCGGACGGCCGGACGGAAGCAGGCACGGGGUUGUACAGACCGGCGCCGGUCAAGGCCUAUCCGGAAAACAACAACAACAUUAUUGAAGGCCAUGAAAGAAUUCAGAGGAGAUUGGAGGUUCCCAUUGCUUUCCUUGGUGACCUGCAGCCUUUGGGUGAUUCUCUUGCUACAGAUAGCGGGUUCUAUGAUGCUCCCAGCCUGACGUUGUCUGAGCAUGCAGAUGAGAGGGAUCUUUCAUUCUGGAGAAGGAGGGGACAGGACUUUAGUGCUCUAUUGGACUAUGCUGAUCCCAGGGAACUCCGAGUGUCUGGGGGAUUGUGGCGAGGCCCCGUGCUAGCUGUCGAGGAGCUGAGAGCCGAGAGACCAAUGGCACGGUGGGAGGAAGGGCCAUGGAUACGAGAACAAAUAGACUCAGGCCCAGAGACUUUACGAGUGUCUGGGGAGCGCAAAUGCCAGAGCCUUGGCACAGAGGAGUGGCGCCCUGCAGUGGGCUUGGGCCGGCAGCUUUCAGAUGGGGAGGCUGAACACUGGUCUCUGGAGCAGCAACACCGCCUUCGGCCAGCAGAGAGCGGUGUGUCUGCCGCAGUGCGAGCCAAGUCCCAAUCCCUCCCUCGAGUUCUUUCCCCCGAGGACCCACACUAUGGAGAACUGCCUCAGACUGGUGCCCCAAAUCAGCCCCCCACACAAAGAAGCAGCAGCUCUGCUCCAUAUGGUAGAUAUCACAAUGAAUGGCCAGCCGGGGAUAGGUGGAGCGGUCAGACACAAAGUCACGGCCCUGCCGCAGUUGUACCAAAGCCACGGUUCAGCCGCCCCGUCAAACCUCCGUCUUAUGAGACUCACCAGCAAAACAAGGGGAGCUGGGAAACUCUUUCGUCUGAACCUGUGUCCAAGCCCAGAGAGCGGCCAGUGUGCUUCUCUCAGAAUUUUGAACCGCUCAGAGACAGGUCUGUCUGUUAUUCUCAGAGUGCCGAGCCUCUAAGAGAUCGGUCCAUUUGCUUUUCACAAAGCGCAGAACCACUCCGAGACCGCUUGAUGAGCCACUCUCAAAGUGCUGAACCACUACGAGACCGAUUUCUCGGUCAUUCACAAAGUGCAGAACUACUACGGGACCGCUUUUUCACCCACUCGCAUAGCGCAGACCUGUUGAGGGAUAGAUCACUUUGUUACUCUCAGAGCUCAGAACUGCUUCGUGACAGGUCCAUUUGUUACUCCCAAAGUGCAGAACUUCUUAGACCAGAAGCAUACAGGGCAGAUCUUUUUUAUCAUGAACUUACUGGCAUGGAGCCGCCUGGUUACAUCCCACCUCCCUCCUAUAGGAGAUUCCUGCCACCCAGGAGUGGACAGAACUACCGAGCAGACUCUGCACUUGUUCGAUGGAAGCGUGAGCCUGUGAGUGCAGAGAUGGGACAGUGGUUUUCUAGGACUUCAGGAUUGUCGUGGUCAGAACGCCGUGAGGACCGAAGCAUGGCAGUAGUUCCGAGAAGGCCUGUCCAUCCAUGCCCUGUUGUGCCAAGUCGCCAGGGACUCGCCCAGUAUGUCCCAUUCGAUGACCCACGCAUCAGGCACGUCUCAGGGGGGGCCUGUGGAAACUCUCUCACAGACGCAGACAAGAUCAGACACGUCAACAAAGAGCUUCCCUGCGCUGCAACUUUAGGACAAUCCACAAAUGAUAGUGCCUUUCUCCCUUCACAGGGACAGAGUCUUAGCAUGGACACUAGCAAACCGGCUCCCACUGAACAGGAAAAUGCUAACCGCUGGCACAAGGGGAUGAAUAAAGGCAGUGACGCUGCAGUACCUGAUCAGAGCUGUGCCAAGUACCCCGCAGCCUUUCAAUCCAGACCCCUGCAACCAAUCAUUAAAACAGUGCCAGACCAGCAGAACAAAGUAGACAGAGUUGCAGACCAGGUAAAGGUUGAGAGAAUAACAGAGCAGGUCAAAGUUGAGAGAGGUACUGAACAGAUAAGAACAGAUCAGGUGAAAGGAACAGAGCAAAUGAAAACAGAUCGAGUUGCAGAACAAAUCAAAUUGGAAAAACCUACAGAAGUCAAACCUGACAGGUUCACAGACAAACAACUAAAGGUGGAAAGAUUAGCCGAUCUUAUACAAGUAGACUGGAUCCCAGAUCCAGUCAGGGCCGACAGAUAUACUGAUAAACAAAUUAAGCCUGAAAUCAAAUUAGAGAAAAUGCCUGAAAAGACUGUUAAAGCAGACAGAAUUUCAGACAAGCAAAGUAAAGCUGAACGACUUCUAGAAAAACACUUAAAGAUAGAUAAAAUUCUAGAAAAACAACUUAAAGCAGAUAAAAUGUUAGAAAAACAGAUAAAAUCUGACAAAUUUUCUGACAAGUUGAGUAAGGCUGACAAGCAGGGAAAGUCAGAUAGUAUUGCAGACCAGAUAAAAGCAGAGAAGAACGCUGACAAGUCUGGAAAAGAUAAAGGUUCUUCAGAGAGUGCCUCUACUGUAAAGAUGGAACCAGUUCAGGAACCUGAGAAGAAGAGUGUGAAAAAGAAACUCAGUGAAACUAUUUUCUGCCUUGUGUCAGUGCCACUUUCACAGUCCGGUGCAAAAUCUAGAGAUCAAAACAACAAUGAAGAGAAAGAACCAGACUCUCCUCCAAUUCCUCCCCCUCCUCCGCCAAGCUCCUCCAGCGAGAACAGCAACACUCUCGGCUCCCUUCCAAACCAAAGCCUCAAAAGCACAUCCACCACCUCUACUGACUUGGAGCUGCAAGCGCUCACGCUAGGCUCUUCUGGACUGGGCAGUGGGUCCAGUAGCAUAGCUACAAGAAGAGCUCAUCGCAGAAGGAACUCGCGCUCCAGGAUCAUUAAGCCAAAUCCGCACGAUGAGCUCAGGCGGUAUUCAGGGGCUUGGCCAGGGGAUCAGUAUCGUGAUCAGGAGACCCAGACAAGCCCUGAGCCAACAAAGAGCAAUGCAAUCCAGGGUCCUACAAACACAGAAGCACAAGAUGCUCCUGCCGCCCCAGAGGUACCAGCUCCUGCUGAGAGUACAACAGUGGCUCCAGGGGCUGCCCCAAGUGCCCCAGGGGCUCCAUCAGCUCCAUCGAUUGCAUCAGGUCCACCAGCUCCAACAGCUACAGCAGCUUCAGGAGCUCCCGACCCCAGCACUCCUUACGGUUAUCCUAUGAAAGGCCAGAAAAGCCUAAAACCAUCCAGCAACAGCGCCUUUUCACGGACAGGUACCUUCUCCAAGAGCACAGGUUCUCACAGACCUCCGUUACAUCCCCCUCCACACCCUCCACCACCGCCUCCAAACCAGCCUCCAUCUCAACCUCCACCUCCCCCACCAACACAGCCCCCAGCUCAGUCCCCACCAUCAGAACAGACUGAAGAAGCAAAGUCAGCCACGGGCCCAAAUCCAGAGGCCUUUGGUCAGUUCUUGCUGAAGCCAAUAAGCCGGCGACCUUGGGAUGCCAUUGAAGAGCUUGAGACCAUUAAUAAAGAGAUGCAAGAUCAAGCAGGUAAACGACCCAGCGUGGACCAGUGCAUUGAGGAUCUUAAUGAAGCCUACAAAGAUAUAAUGGAGCUCAGUACUGCCAGCAAUAACCUUCCUACUCUUCCCAACCGUCCCUCCAUGCAAAUUCCUGACCGCAUCAAAUCGAGGCUAUCUACAGAUCCACUUGGAAUGCCUGUAACUGCACUUCGCCCCAGCUUGGUGCCAGGAAGUGACCCAGAAUACAGGGAGGUGAAGAGUGCCUUUUCCCGACCAUCGACUGGGAAGAGCGUUAGCUUCAGCAAACAGCUGAGAGAGGAGAUUUGUCCUGCUCCUCCCCCUCCAGAACCAGGUUUCAGAGAUUAUAAAGCGGUCAUGUCCCAGAUAACACAACGCAAAGCCUGCAGGUCAGUGAAGCUGGAAAUGAUAGCUUCCAGAGAGACCCAAAGAGAUGAGGAUUUGAUCGUCCUAACAGCCUCCUCCUCUUCCUUGGGAGCAGAGAUCCCGUGGGCAGACAGACAGCCCAUGCAAGAUGCGUCCACACUGACCAGUCCCCCAGACUAUGAGCACAUCUGUCAAACUCUUCAAAUGGCUCGUGAGUCUGGAGCUGUCAGCCGAGCAUCUGUUAAAUCCAAACCAGGAAGCGCCUUGAGCAUUGAAACCCCUCAGCAUGUGCCCAUACCCGGUAGGCCACCCAUAGAUUCAGAGCAGCCAUGUUGUUCUUCAGCAUUAGAGGUAAGACAGGAGCCUGUCACUUUAUUCAGUGAGGAAAGAAGCUUGGGCUUUAGGAGGGUAACAAGUCAGUCUAACAGAUUCCAUAAUAACAGGGGAGCACUGUCUGGCAUUGCUACUGGAAAGCCUAGUGGUGAUAAAGCAGGUUUAGAGGCUAAUCCAGAGGUACCCGCUGAUUGGCAGAUGCAACUAUCGCUAGCUGAGAAACAUAUUGCAACACUUAUUACAGGAGAGGGUUCAGGAGAGGACCAUGAUGAAACAAAAAAAGUUCAUGGAGAUAAAGAUGUUCCUGGCAGUGCGUCAGCCGAGAAUGAAGCUAGCAAAAUUGUAGGGAGUGAUGUUAAAUAUGAUCUUGCAGCUUCUGAGCAGAAACAGUUAGAAGUGCCAGAGAAUGAUAUAAGCCAAUUGGAAAAACUUGAAAGUUCACCACCUAAAAAGAUAGAGGAUGUCACAGCAGAGGAAACCUCUAAAGAGAAGACACAAACAGAGGAAAAAUGUGAUAACAAAUGCACCAAGGCUGAAGAAAUCGAGCAAAUGAGUAAUGAGAUCACAGAGACAAUGAAGGAAACAGAUGUGACUUUGAGGGUGAAUAAGGCUGCAAUGUGGACUCAUUCAGGUUUGGAUGCAGAGCAACGACCUGAAUUUCCACCAGAACACCUUCCCCUAUCUGUGUUACCUUCCACUAAUCGUAGAUUGUCUCUAGGGCUGGACUGGGAGAAAAGUGGGUGGGAAGGGGAAAGUUUGGGCCAAGGUGGCUUCUGGUCCAAAGAGAGGCGGUCUCUCGAUGCUGAACGAUGGGGUGUUGAUGAGGGGACGUGGGGUGACAAACAGGAAGGAGCUGGUGAAAAAUUGGGUCUGGGAGGUUGGCGUGGGUGUGGGAUAGAUGGGAAAGGUACAGAUGAUUCAGACUGUGAGACGGAUACUAAUAAACAGGACAUUGGGGACAAAAGGGAGGUUUCGGACAUGAAACAGAUAACAGUUAGAGAAGAUUGUAGCAGCCCAGCCUCUAGCACUGAUAAAGUGCAGCAUAAACAAGACGCUGCUAAAGAGGGCAGUGAUAAGGGGCAGAUUCGAGGUCCAGAAGGGAGUCAGUUUUCAAGUAUAGAGAGACGGAGCCGUGGACUUUCCCAAAGAAUAGAGGCUCUUUUUAUAGCCCCGCCCGGGCACGGCUCAGAGGAGAGGCUUGCCCGCAUGAGGGAGGUGGACACUGUCUCACGAAUGAGACGACUGAGUCUUCGCAGCUCAGACUCAUGGGAUGGACUGCAGGGGGUGGGGAGGUGGGUCGAGUUCGGGAAAGAGGAAGACAUCCGCCUUCUAAGCUCACAGGAACCUUCAAACAUCACAAAGGAAGAUGUCCUUCCUGCAGUUAACAGUGAACCUAAAGAAUCUACAAAUGAUCAGGCAACUCCAGAAGGUGUGAAAAGUUCAAGACUCCCAGGAGCCCAGCCAGGCAGAGAGGUCGUAGCUUAAUCCUAGAGGUCAGAGGUCAUCCAGCUAAGGGCCAGCCUCCAGCACUGUGACCUGGCUGUCUACAAAAUGCCUUCAUCCUCAUAUGCUACCGAAACAUCCUCAGACAUUGACUUGCACGCAGAUACACAUACGAAAACACUGAGAGAUGUGUCUCCAAUGCUAAUAUUUGUAGAAACAUUCAUACACGUCACAUAGACACGCCCAACAGACACACGGACACUCAUUCUCAUGUACGCAGACGCUCACAUGCAUUCAGAACACAUUCAAACACCUCGCCACACUGAGACAUCUGAAAUGGCCUUCUAUUCCGACAAUAGCAUUGUGUAUCAACUCCACUCCACGCCCACUCUGUUCCAGCUCUGCUGGCUUUCUAAGUGUUGCUGUUCCACUGCCAGAAGGAGGCAAGUUCCCAACAAUGCCCCCCCUCCAUAUGUUACUGUUGUCAUCAUGUCCUGGUUUUUCUGUCAGUUGUCGCCAUUGCGGUCUUUCCCCACAAAUGAUGUAAAGGUUGGUUUAUUGAAUAUGGUUUGGUGCGUUACUCAACAACAGUGCUAGGUUGUUGUUGUAUAACCAAAAAUGUAUGAAGUCUCUGUGUUUUCCAAGAAACUACAGACUAAAAAGGAUGACAGAACAAUCAGUGGAGUUUAAAACCAGCCACAACCAACUCAACAAAUCCCUUCCUUACAUAUUUGCAUGUUCCCCUCAGUCUCAGUUUUCUUACGUAAUCUUUCAUCUCACCAACAUUGCUUACGCUUACUAAUUUCUCCUUCGUCUAGACAGUGUUAUCUCUGCACACCAAUGUUUGCGAAAACCUUGCAAUGUGUAUAGCUGUGUCCUCAUCGUCCUCAUCGUUCAACUGGCUUCGCUUCUUACUAUGACCACAGAUCAUUUAAUUUAGAAGCGUUGAAGUUGAGUUAAACCCAUAUUACUAAUCAGUCACCACUCUCUGUUCUAACCAGGCAAAAGCAGUUUGUCCAUAUUGGUCUUUGUAGGGCUGCACAAUAUAUUGAAAUGGCAUAAAUAUUGCAAAUAUGCAUACCAGAAUAUGCAAUAUGAUUUCGUAAUGGUUUGCAAGACAGUUUUAGACAUAAUAACAGAUUUGAACAAACACCCUGUGUUUAUGAAAUAUAUAUUAAUAAUUAUUUAUUUGUAUUAAGUAGGGCUGUCACAACUUAAUGGUAACAAGGGUCAAAUUUAUAUAUCACGAUAUCGAUUAACUUUAUAAACAAAUACUUUUUUAUAAACAAAUAAGCUGUCAGUCGAAUUCAUUUUAAAUUUAGUUUCAUUUGUGUUUUCUCCUUUUUCGCAUUAACACAAGUGCUGAACAACCCUUACGAAAAUUUACCACGGUUUUACUAAAGAUAAAAUUGAAAAAAACAUGGUUACUUUAGUCAAACAAAGGUUAUCACAAAAUGGUUUUGUAAAAACCACAGUAAACUAUGGUUUUGCCCUAAGUAAACAAUGCACCAAAAAUAACAUGGCUACUAAACUUGUACCACAAAAAAAAAACAUGGUUAAUUUUCGUAAUAACGAUAGUUUCAUAUGUGCAGAUUUAACACAAUAUCUACAAUCAUGGUUUUUAAUAUCUCCAUUAUUGUCAAAGCUGGUAUAUUGUGUCACCCCCUAUUAAGCAUUAUUGCAUUAUUUUAAAUCGCAUAUCUCACUUUUCUUCACACGAAUGGCUUUUCAAGUCUUGAAACCUUAGAAGAGCUUGCCGCGUUACCUGGUUAGAACACAGUGAAAUUUCGUUUCUUUUAUACACGCAGUACCUUAACCCAUUGAAUCCAUCCACUAGAACGUCAUAACUUCAUCAGUUUGCGGUGGCAGCCUAUACCCCUAACGUCCCAUAUCCCUUUCCUAUGUCAACAUCAUGGAAAUCUCUUGUCGUGUGUUGGAACGCGUGGUCCGCUUAUGGAGUUCUUUCGGGGGUGCGGUCACCCUUCUGUCUAAUGUGUUACUGUUUGAGCAGACAAGAAUGUUUUGUAAACGCUUUUAAAAUUUUGGUAUAUAUUUAUUUUGACUUUACCAAAACCGUCGACUUACGAGAACUGUUACAUUUUUUUAAUUAAGUAUUUUUUACCAUGUUUAUGUGUCACCUGAGCUGUUUUGCUCCAAACCAUGAGUUCCACGUGAGGUGACAGGAGAAGACGCUCAUUGGCUCUGAACUGUUUUCAUUUUCCAAUGAAUCGAUCAAAGAACCCGUAUCGCUCUUGGUUAUGAACCCAUAGUGCCCGAACUGUUCAGCACCCUGUAACAUUACACCCCUGCGCGCAGAGAGCUUUGUACAGCAUUGAUUCAAAUCAGAGAUGUGUCGCAGGUCAAACGGAGACCUGGCUUGGAGGAACGGUUCAGUAUUUGAUGUAUCGACUUGAAAAGCACCUUGUUAACAUUUUUAUCGCGAUUGGAUUCGAAGUGAAUUUUUAGCUAUCGAGUGGCCUUUUUGAAACACCAGUAACGAUAAGCCUAAACGAAUUACAAACACCACCAAAAUGUUUGAUAUCUUACGUGUCCAAAUGUGCAUCAUGUUUUGAAUGUUUGUCUGAUAUAUCAAAUACCUUAAGUGAUGUAGUGUGACCCAGGUUUCACCCAGGCGUGAUGUUAAAUGUAGGGAUUAUUUUCAAGCGAUGUAGACUUUAAGAAAACAGGGUCCAAAAAAGAACACAAUGACACUGUAAAGUUGCGUGUCUACGCCCUAAACAACCCCCCCCCCAGGUAACUUUCUGGAAGCAAUAAAUGCUCACGAAUGAUUUAAUGAAAAAGCUAAAUGUGUACAGAUAGUUCGGUUAAACGUAGAUGGUUGCGAAGUAGAGGUCAGGGCUAGAUAUGUUAUGACUUGGAUUAGUUUAGGUGAAAGAUACUAUAUGAUCAUGUGUGAUAUGUACGGAACAAUUUUGCUCAUUUUAGGAAAAACGAACAGUUUAAAAUACCAUAUGUUAUGGAUUGGAGCGGUGUGAUAGCCUACUUUAUGACAUCAUAAUGCAUGAAAGCUUGAGCAAUAUUGUCCAACGCAACCGCUCAUUGGCUGUAGAAAGUCUCGAAGACGGGAUGUACUCGUGUUAAAAAGUCAUUCAUCCAAAUGUCACUCACAAAAAGCGUUUCAAGUCAUGUGCAGGUGCUUGUGAGAGUGUGCGCGCGCGUUUGUUCGCUUGCUUAUUUCUGUCAUAUAGUGCCGUUCAUGUGAUUUAAAAAAAAGGCAUUUCACUGAAUACUUAUUUUUGUUAUCAUUGAAAUUGUUAACCAGUCUGCAUAAUGUAUAAAAUAAAAGUAUAUUUUAAAUAUUUUAAAAGAUAUUUUGUAUUUAACCAUAAUGAUUAAUUUAUUCGCUCUUGGAUCAAGUUGGCAGUGUUAUGUUGCUGUAUAGAAUGAAAAGAUAAUUAUAUAAUUUUGUAGCGCUCAAGAAAAUAAUAAAACGAGAAAAAAAGGUUGGUUAAAUUUAACUUGAAUGUUUACAGAGACCUGCGGUAUGUCUCGGCUCUCGAAACUUGGAUUGAUAGGGGGUCAUCAUUGUAAACAUAGAAAGCGAUUUUUUUUUAGUUUGUAGUAAAUGCUUCAGUAAAGUAAAAAAGGCACACAGUUAAUAUUUCAGACUCUGUAUAGCUGUAAUGUUUAAUUGCAUUUACACAACAAAUCGGACAUCUAGUGGUCCCAGCUGCCUAUCAUACGGUUUCCGUUACAGCAAAGUGCAUAAAACCGAAAAUGUGACUUUGUUGGGACUUAAUUACGUUCUUCAAAGCUAAAUGUGGCCUUAAUUUAUUUGAGCAUUUGUACGUCUUCCAUUCAGAAUCACGUAUCAUCACAAGCUCGAGCCAACAUAUUUCUACAAAGAAAUAAAAUGAAACCAAUAAAUAGUCUUUAGAUCUCAGCCAAAUAUUUAUUUCUUUGCAAAUACGAUAUGCUGACGACUGGAUGAACAGGAUGAUUUGUAGCACACUCGCAGGACCUGUUCCCUCUUUCACUGAAAAGGCCAUAACUGUUAUGAUUUCAAGCUGUUUCCAUAAACUAUGUAGCAUUUUUGCCAUUGUAGCAUUCAAAUGUGAAAUAGCCACUGAAUCAUACAACUUUUAUUUUCAUUUAUAUCAGGAGUCGUGACGAUAACACUGUCUGUUUCUGAAACCCAAGCUGCUUGUUGCGUUCUCAUGCCAAGAGUGUCAUAACUUAAAAUUUUAAUGAUCAUUUUUUAUCAUCUGACAUUUCUAGAUAUCAUGGUUUGCAUUUGCAUACAUACGGUUUUUGGUUCCAUGUUUGUAAAUGUUUUAGGCAUUUAAAAUGUAAAUAUGUGACAUAUAAGGAUGAAAAAAAACAAAUUUAAUAAACAUUUUCUACAAUUUAAUGCUGUGGUUAUAUAUCUGCAGUAGAU
Messenger RNA from Triplophysa dalaica, 10575 nucleotides. RefSeq names its product junctional cadherin 5-associated protein. Gene Ontology annotation, biological process: positive regulation of blood vessel endothelial cell proliferation involved in sprouting angiogenesis. The coding region runs from base 381 to 6218 and encodes 1945 amino acids. The transcript is spliced from 4 exons. The record is from RefSeq and is a predicted model, not a curated record. Gene Ontology annotation, cellular component: adherens junction; ruffle membrane. Lineage: Eukaryota; Metazoa; Chordata; Actinopteri; Cypriniformes; Nemacheilidae.